Messenger RNA from Cajanus cajan (pigeon pea), 3598 nucleotides. It is a transcript of the gene NEF1, whose product is annotated as no exine formation 1. The record is from RefSeq and is a predicted model, not a curated record. NCBI's taxonomy places the organism in Eukaryota, Viridiplantae, Streptophyta, Magnoliopsida, Fabales, Fabaceae.
UCCAGCUAGCUAGCUCUUGUGCAGAUGAAUGAAGUCAGCAAUUAGCUUCUUCUUCAUCGAUUCCUCGAUCGAGUUUUGGGUACUGAAGUGAAGAAGAAGAAGAAGAAGAAUAAGAAUCGCAGUAUAAAAUGCUGCAACCCCGCGCAUUCCGCCCCUACAUACCGCUAUCAUCCUCCACAAGCGCCCCUUCCCUAUCCGUCUCCUCAAACCCUAACGACACCGCCGCAUCGCCGUCGCUCCACGGUCAUGGAAACGGCACCGGCGCCUCCAGAUCCCUCAAAAGCCCCUCCGCCUUCGGCCACAACUACCGGAUCGCCAUCGCGCUGGUCCCCUCCGCCCUCUUCCUCCUGGACCUCGGCGGCACCACCGUGGGUGCCACCCUGGUCGUGGGCCUCAUGAUCUCCUACAUCCUGGACUCCCUAAACCUCAAACCCGCGGCCUUCUUCAGCGUGUGGUUCUCCCUGAUCUUCGCGCAGCUCGCCUUCUUCCUCUCCGCCUCCUCCUCCCUCCUCGCCGCCUUCAACUCCUCCGUGGGCGCCGCCGUCCUCGCCUCCUUCCUCUGCGCCCACACCACCUUCCUCCUCGGCGUCUGGUCCUCCCUCCAAUUCAAGUGGCUCCUCUUAGAAAACCCCUCCAUCGCGGUUGCCCUAGAGCGCCUCCUCUUCGCCUGCCUCCCAAUCUCCGCCUCCGCGCUCUUCGCCUGGGCCGCCAUCGCCGCCGUCGGCAUCAACAACGCCGCCUACUACCUCGCCGCCUUCGGAUGCUGCUUCUACUGGCUCUUCUCCCUCCCCCGCGUCUCCUCCUUCAAGACCAAGCACGAGGCCCGGUACCACGGCGGCGAGGCUCCCCGCGACAGCUUCAUCCUCGGACCCCUCGAAAGCUGCGUCCACACUCUCUACCUUCUCUUCAUCCCUCUCUUGUUCCACAUCGCUUCCCACUACAACCUCGUUCUCUCUUCCCCUGCCUCCUUCUGCGACCUCAUCCUCCUCUUCUUCGUUCCCUUCCUCUUUCAGCUCUACGCCUCCACCAGAGGGGCGCUGUGGUGGGUCACCAGCAACCCCAACCAGUUACACAGCAUUCGUGUCGUCAAUGGCGCUGUUGCUCUUGUCUUUGUCGUUCUUGCCUUGGAGGUUAGGGUGGUUUUCCAUUCCUUUGGGAGGUACAUUCAGGUGCCGCCGCCUCUCAAUUAUGUUCUCGUCACUAUCACCUUGCUUGGAGGGGCUUCUGCUGCCGGGGCUUAUGCCAUGGGUAUGGUUUCUGAUGCUCUCAGCUCCGUCGCCUUCACUACUUCUGCUAUUGUCGUCAGUGCCGCCGGAGCAGUUGUUGUGGGCUUUCCCUUGCUGUUCCUCCCUCUACCUGCAGUUGCUGGCUUUUAUUUGGCUCGUUUUUUUGAAAAGAAGAGUCUAGCAUCAUAUUUUGCUUUUGUUAUUCUUGGAAGUUUGAUGGUUACAUGGUUUGUUCUGCACAACUUCUGGGAUUUAAAUAUUUGGAUGGCAGGCAUGUCCCUUAAAUCAUUUUGUAAACUCAUAAUAGCAAAUGCUGUUCUGGCUAUGGCUAUUCCUGGUUUAGCUCUUUUACCUUCAAAGUUGAACUUUUUAUCUGAGGCUGGUCUGAUAAGCCAUGCGCUGCUCUUAUGCUACAUUGAGAACCGAUUUUUCAAUUACUCCAGCAUUUACUAUUAUGGAUUUGAGGAUGAGGUGAUGUAUCCUAGCUAUAUGGUUGUGAUGACAACGUUAUUGGGUUUGGCUUUGGUGAGAAGGCUAUCUGUGGAUCAUCGAAUUGGAGGGAAAGCAGUUUGGAUUUUGACUUGCCUCUUUUCUUCAAAGCUUGCCAUGUUAUUUAUUUCAUCAAAGUCAGUUGUAUGGGUUUCUGCAGUUCUCUUGUUGGCUGUUUCUCCUCCAUUGCUUCUUUACAGGGAUGGAUCAAAAACAACUUCUAGGAUGAAACCAUGGCAAGGUUAUGCACAUGCCUGUGUAGUUGCCUUGUCAGUAUGGUUUUGCCGCGAAACAAUUUUUGAAGCCCUCCAGUGGUGGAAUGGAAGGUCUCCCUCAGAUGGUUUAAUUUUGGGCUUCUGUAUACUGUCGACUGGAUUGGCUUGUGUUCCAAUUGUUGCUAUUCAUUUCUCUCAUGUUUUGUCUGCCAAAAGAUGUCUAGUGCUGGUAGUGGCAACUGGUCUACUUUUUAUUUUGAUGCAGCCGCCUCUUCCUGUGUCAUUGACUUACCAUUCUGAUCUUAUCAAGACUGCUCGUCACUCUGCCGAUGAUAUCUCAAUUUAUGGUUAUAUAGCUGGCAAGCCUACCUGGCCUUCUUGGCUUCUUAUUAUUGCAAUUUUGCUGACUCUAGCAUCUGUUACAUCUAUUAUACCCAUUAAAUACAUUGUUGAAUUACGAACAUUUUACUCCAUUGCUAUGGGGGUUGCCCUUGGUAUCUACAUUGCUGCUGAAUACUUUCUCUGGGCUGGUGUUCUGCAUGUUCUCAUUGUUGUCACUAUGGUCUGUACCUCCGUUUUUGUUGUCUUCACUCAUUUGCCCUCUGCUACAAGCACAAAGCUUUUGCCCUGGGUAUUUGCUCUACUCGUGGCUCUCUUUCCUGUUACGUAUCUUUUGGAGGGCCAGCUGAGAAUUAAAAAUAUUCUUGAUGAUAGUGCGAUGGGAGAUUUGGGUGAGGAGGAGAAGAAGCUUACAACAUUGCUGGCUAUUGAGGGUGCCCGGACAUCUCUUCUUGGUUUGUAUGCUGCAAUCUUCAUGCUUAUAGCCUUGGAGAUAAAGUAUAAACUUGCUUCAAUUUUGCGGGAGAAGGUUAUUGAUUCAGGUGGAAUUAGACAAAAUCAUUCCAGUCAAAGUGCAUCUGCCAGUCUACUGCCAAGAAUGAGGUUUAUGCAGCAUCGUCGGGCUACUGCAGUACCUGCCUUUACAAUUAAGAGGAUGGCUGCUGAUGGAGCCUGGAUGCCUGCUGUUGGCAAUGUUGCCACAGUGUUGUGCUUUGCUAUAUGUCUAGUGCUGAAUGUUAACCUUACUGGUGGCUCAAAUCGCUCCAUAUUUUUCCUGGCUCCUAUACUGCUUCUGCUUAAUCAGGAUUCGGAUUUUGUUGCUGGUUUUGGGGACAAACACAGAUAUUUUCCUGUGACUGUUGUCAUCUCAGUGUACUUUGUUCUAACUGCCCUCUACAGCAUAUGGGAAGAGGUUUGGCAAUUCAAUAGUGGAUGGGGUCUUCAAAUCGGUGGGCCAGACUGGAUUUUUGUGGUGAAGAAUUUGGCACUCCUCAUUCUUACGUUUCCCAGUCAUAUACUUUUCAACAGGUAUGUGUGGAGCCAUACGAAGCAUAGUGAUUCACCCCCGUGGAUAACUUUGCCUCUUAAUCUGCUUCCAAUUGCAUGUACAGACGUACUCAAGAUUAAGAUCUUGGGUAUAUUAGGAGUUAUAUAUUCCCUGGCUCAGUAUCUAAUCACUAGGCAACAAUAUAUCUCUGGUCUAAAGUACAUCUGAACGACCAUAUAUUCUGUACGAUAUGUUUGUGAAUUUAGGUAUUCAUGCAUGUGCUUGCCUAAAUUUGUAUGAGGAAGAUGGUGAAAUGCAUUUUUGUUAUUACGUUUAGCCCA